UCCACUUUUUCACUAAUUUAUACUAAUUAUUGUCAAUAAUUUAUUGAGUAGAAAUAACUACUGGAUAGUAAUAUAAAUUGUAAUAAAAGUUGUCAAUUCAUUGGAGUCCAUCAUUCUUGAUAAUUCAAGUUAUUUGACGAUUGGAUGUAGUAGCAUGUCAAAAUCGCGAUUAUCGGAAUGGUGAACUGGUUCCUCCUGUUCGGCUUUUUAAUUGGUCUCUUCUCCGCGGAAUUGUACCAUUAUCUCUUCAAAAUCUGCUUUAUCAUAAUCUACCUUAUCUUCUUCACUCUCUGGAUAUCCUACUUUAUCGUGUGUAUGCCAGAGUCGGAGUGGUUGUGGGUGCUCACCGGAAGUGGACCUCGUCCCUUUCAUCUCGCCGCGUUUACGACUGGAGGACAAGACGAGGGGGACGACUUGCCUGGUGUGAACUAAGCGUAUCUCCAGCAGGAGUACGAGAUUUAUGCAAAUAAGUCAGUCUCUCCACCAUCCACCAUCGCAAGUCACACAUAGUCACACAGUCCUCAGAGUCCGAAACAUAACCUAGAAAAAUGUCCAAAAAGAACAACAGCCGGAUUCCGCAAAGCUCUUCCAACUUUUCAUCGUCGACAACAUCAAAGUCGAGGAACAAACCAAGUUCUUCUUUGCUCCAGCAUGACUUCCCACCGGAACACGCAACUCAGUCGGAGGACCUCUUAAAGUUUUUUAAGUCGUUGGGAUACGAAGCUCCAAAAAACUUGAAGCCGGAGCACCUCGACUACGUCUUUAAGGAUGAGAAAAUGACCCAACUUCUCAAAACCAUCAUGUCCAAACUGAAACCAGGCAAUGUUCUGAGCGAGGAUGAAGUCAAAGAUUAUGAACGUCUUCGAAGUGAGGGUUUGCUAUUAUUUGGCGAAGAGUUGGAGAAGGCCGUCGACCAUCGGAAAGCCCUCGAUCGCAGGAAUUCUGAUAAAACUCACGACGACGAACUGAAAACGCAAGAACUCAAACGUCUAAUAGCUCUGCGUGAGCAGGAAAUUUUGGAUAUUAAAAAAAGACAGGAAACAAUAAGGAGGAUGGAUGCUCUACGCCAAGAAUCCAAUGCAUCCCAAGAUGCAAUAAAUUCGCACUAUCAGAAAGAAUCAGCCAAUUUAAAAGUUGCCAUUCUAGUUGCGAAAAAACGCAUCAUGGACAAAGCCCAAGCAUUACAGAUGACCAAAGAAGAACUUCUCAAGCAUCUGGACCUGAAUGAUAAUGCAAACCUCGGCGAUCAAUUUAUGGGAGAAUGGGACUGGGACACCUUCAUAGAAAAUGAAGAUAGUUUGAACCAAGAGAUACGAGAGUUUGGUAAAAAGUACAUCCCAACUCUGCUCAGAGAAUCAGAACGUGUCAGACCACAGACAGAAGAUGAUUCCCACGUUAGCGAGGCAAUCACCCAGCAACUCAGCAAAUUUGAACGGCUUCGCCAUUCCAUCGUGUACGAAGAAGUUCGACGAGUAAAGUUGGCACGUAAACUUGCCGCAGCUCAAGUCGCUGUCCAAGUAUUGGACGACAUUAGCGCAAAUGGGAUGGAUGUUAGCCGGUCGGAGCAGGAGGUUGAAGAUAGCAUAAAAAUUCUGGAGGUUCAGGAGAAGAAUGAAUUUAACGAAGUAUUGCAGAAAGUCCGAGUCGACACACUGGAAAAAGUGGAUAGUCGGUUUCAAGGAUUAAUUGAAUCUAGGAAUCUGGCGAAGAAACGUCUAGAACUAGGAAUGUCUGGACUGUAUGACAUGCUAGAAGCACAAACAGUACGGCUUGACCUCGUGGGGAAACUCAUAUCCACAAAUGCACAACCACUUAAUCAGCUUAAGGACACUAUUUUGAAUAUCGAACAGGAAUUGGCAACAAUCGAUUUGGACGGUCGAGGGGCUACUGCUCCAAAACCAUUAACUCCGGAAGGAGACGUGCUGUCCCAAAUAUUUCAACAGCUCGGCUAUCCAGAGGAUACCAUCCACUCAGCCAAUAAAAGGUUCAACGCCAUUAGAAAAAUCUACCAGACAAUUGAGCGGGAUGAAUUGGAAAUCGCAGCCCGAGAACAGACCGAGGAGGAGGAAAAAUUAAAGAAAGUAUCGAGACAGUGUCAGGACCUCAAGCUUAAAUUUGAGAAAUUGAAGAUUGCAGCGAUUCCGAGCCAGAAAGUCGAAAAACUAAAGGCUGAAGUGGAAGAAAAGCAAAAUCUUGUGAAAGAACAAAAAUCUUCCGUUGCGGAAGUUCUCCUUCGGAAAAAACAACUUUUGGCUGAGAUGAAAGCUCUUCUUUAAACAAGUUAAAUUGAUUUAUAUUGAACCAUACUUUUCCGGUUGAUGUGUCCAAUUUUUUUUGUUCACAAAUAUGAAACGCAUCAUAGUCCAAUUAUGUAUUAUAUAUCGGUAGUAGUACAUAGGUAGCAAAUUACUUGAUUGUGUAUGUAGAACAGUAUAUUUUGAUACGCUUUUUCAGGUAAAAUUACUCGCAUCUUACGUAUGUAUGUAAGGUGCUGGUCUUAUGUAAAUUAGUCUGUACAGACUAACAAUUACUUAUAUUAUGAUAUCCUUCAAUGUUUACUGCCUUAUCCAGAUUCUGUCUUAUAUAAACUAUAAUUUAAACAUAAAAUUAUCUAAGUUAUUAAACAUAACGUAUGUAAACUAUAAUUUUAAGGUAAAAUUAUAAAAUUGAAAGAAACUAACUUAAAGAUAAAUUAUUUAUUGCAAACAAAAAA
Molecule: messenger RNA, 2713 nt
Organism: Folsomia candida
Lineage: Eukaryota; Metazoa; Arthropoda; Collembola; Entomobryomorpha; Isotomidae
Exons: 11
Coding region: 549-2276 (575 amino acids)
Biological process (GO): centrosome cycle; spindle assembly
Cellular component (GO): mitotic spindle; HAUS complex; centrosome
Source: RefSeq, a predicted model, not a curated record